AUGAUGAUGAUGCGCCGUGUGAUGUGUGUGUUGGCCGUUGUGCUGUGCUGCACCUGCGGGUAUACCAUGGCUGAAGGUGGUCAGUCAAAUACGGAGAAGAACUACGAUAUUUACGUGAGUAGUUGGGAAGGGUUUCCUGGUAAGUAUCCGAAACCAGAAAAUACAGAUAUGCGUAAUAGCGGUGGUAUCCGAGAUGGAGAAAACCAACUACAUAAACAACGACAGCAAUCAUUAGGUGGUCAUGGUUCAGGAUCGGAAGAGGUAAAACAUCAGGAAACUCUUCAUGAAAAGGGUGAUAUGAUUAAUAUUUCUUCUAACCAUGACAGUGACGGUGAUCAGAACUCUCUCAGUCCUGACAGUACACUGGAGUUACCCAAGCCAAAAGAAGCACCUCAAAUACAUGUUAAAGCAGAAAAAGAAGAAUCUUCACCAGUGAGUGCUCCAGCUAUAGGGAAAGCAUUGCCAUCAGGGGCUUCAGAGACACUCACAACCACAUCUACA
Molecule: messenger RNA, 501 nt
Organism: Trypanosoma theileri
Lineage: Eukaryota; Euglenozoa; Kinetoplastea; Trypanosomatida; Trypanosomatidae
Exons: 1
Source: RefSeq, a predicted model, not a curated record